This is a messenger RNA of Caenorhabditis briggsae, 234 nucleotides long. It is a transcript of the gene Cbr-mrpl-36, whose product is annotated as Protein CBR-MRPL-36. Gene Ontology annotation, molecular function: structural constituent of ribosome. Gene Ontology annotation, cellular component: ribosome; mitochondrial large ribosomal subunit. The record is from RefSeq and is a predicted model, not a curated record. Gene Ontology annotation, biological process: ribosome biogenesis; translation. The coding region runs from base 1 to 234 and encodes 77 amino acids. The transcript is spliced from 2 exons. Lineage: Eukaryota; Metazoa; Nematoda; Chromadorea; Rhabditida; Rhabditidae.
AUGAACAGUGUAAUAAACCGAGCUUUGACGCAGGGAUCAUCCGCUAUUCGACAGUUCUUAGCUGUGAGAAGUCCCAUGUGCCAGGAAGUCGCUGGAUUCAAGGUGAAAUCUCGCCUGAAGCUGCGUUGUCGUUGCUGUUACUUCAUUCGUGUUGAUGGUCGUCUCCAUGUGGAAUGUCAUGAGAAUCCAAGACAUAAGGCUCGCGAGGUGUACGAUAUCAAGAAGCUGUGGUGA